This is a messenger RNA of Podarcis lilfordi (Lilford's wall lizard), 10247 nucleotides long. Lineage: Eukaryota; Metazoa; Chordata; Lepidosauria; Squamata; Lacertidae. The record is from the annotation of a GenBank genome assembly.
AUGGCGCCUGAGCGCGGAAGUGAUGGGCGCUCGCAGCCCGGCGGCAGCGCUACCGAGGGUCUGCCUCAGGCUUUCUUGCACAGCCUGCGGACCCUCUUCGACAUCUUGGACGACCGUCGUCGAGGCUACGUGCACUUGCGGGAGAUCGAGUCCCGGUGGCUGCAGCAAGGGAGCGAAGCUGGGGAGCUGCCCCGGGGCGUCUUGGAAGGGCUGCGGCGAGCCGCCCCGGCCAGCGGCUACCUCACCUUCGAGCGGUUCGUGCUGGGCUUGAGAUCCUCGCUCCUCAGCCCAGACAAAGGAGGCACCUCACCGGGCCCCGCGAACAAAGGCCCCAGGCGCCCCGGCGCCCCUGCUCCGAAAAGCAGAGGAGAAGCGGAGAGGGGGUCCGGACGCGGCGCCGGCGAGUGCGCCUAUCGGUCCCAGGAGAAGAUCGCCAGCGCGCCGGCGGAAUGCAAGAGAGCAGGUGAGGCGCAGGAGGCUAAAGGGUCUCGCCCCCCCCCCCCCGCAAAGACUGAGAACCCAUGACUUUUAAUUCGCGGGCACAGAAGUGCCUCUGAGCAUGUGAGGAAUCCCUUUCCCUCUUCACGUUGAGUAACUGCCCUAACAGAGAGCCGGUGUGGGUGUUGCGGUGGUAACAGACGGGCCAUGGAGAAGAGCCCAGUUCAAAUCCCCGGUUGGCUAUGGGUGACUCUGGCGGGCGCGAUAUCUCAGCCUAGCGUACCUUGCAGGGCUGUUGUGAGGAGGGUAGGAUUGAGGUAGCAGGGAGAGUUCUGUGUGCCACUUUGGGCUCCGUAGAGGAAAGAUGGGAGAAGAAUGUAGAUUAAUAAAGGAGGAUAAUGCAUGUUUACCUUGCAGAAUGUAUACAUGGGUCCAAUGAUACUUACCUGCUAGUAUAGCUUUUUGGUGGAUCGCAGCCUAACUGCACAACCCUGUGCUUCUUGCCUACUGAGAAAAGCAUUUCCUGGAGCCUAAGGCACAGUCUACCUACUACCUUCAUUUUAUAUUCACAAAAGCCCUGUGAGGUGAGCUAGGCGGAGAGAUAGUGAUUUGCCCCAAAGUGGGCAACUUUGAGGUUAGUGCAUGGGUAGGCAAACUAAGGCCCCGGUGGCCAGAUCCGACCCCAAUCGCCUUCUCAAUCCAGCCCGCGGACGGUCCGGGAAUCGGCAUGUUUUUACAUGAGUAGAAUGUGUAUUUUUAUUUAAAAUGCCUCUCUGGGUUAUUUGUGGGGCCUUCCUGGUGUUUUUACAUGAGUAGAAUGUGUGCUUUUAUUUAAAACGCAUCUCUGGGUUAUUUGUGGGGCAUAGGAAUUCGUUCAGUCUUUUUUUUCCCAAAAUAUAGUACGGCCCCCCACAAGGUCUGAGGGACAAUGAACCAGCCCCCUGCUGAAAAUGUUUCCUGACCCUGGGUUAGUGGGUAUGGGUUUGCAGCCUAAGCCCCCUCCCCACACAUUUACCAAACUGCUCUCUGUAGCACCUUCCUUUAAGCAUCACACCUAUUUCAGCUGCUCACCUAGGCUGCCUGCCACCUGCAUUCCUUCCUCACCUGCCUGCUGCUCCAUCCUCAUGCUGCGGUUACUGUGGCCAUACUGUUGGAAAAUACAGUACAGUGGUACCUCGGGUUACAUACGCUUCAGGUUAAAGACUCCGCUAACCCAGAAAUAGUACCUCAGGUUUAGAACUUUGCUUCAGGAUGAGAACAGAAAUCGUGCUCCGGCGGUGCGGCGGCAGCGGGAGGCCCCAUUAGCUAAAGUGGUGCUUCAGGUUAAGAACAGUUUCAGGUUAAGAACAGACCUCCGGAACCAAUUAAGGUACUACUGUAUAGAGAGAAAUAAAUGAUAAAAAAAUAGCUAUAGGGUUGCAGACAUACUUUCCUAAAUUUUAGAGAAGGUUUGAGGGAGGCAGAAAUACAGUAGAAGCAGUUUUUCCUUGGUAAUUCCCCCUUCUCUCCUCCUGGUCUGGGGAGCAGGGGAGGGGAGACCCAGGAUGGCUUUAAUAGGAUCACUUCCCCUUUCACACUUCUCUCCAAUCUACAGCAACUAAAGGUGGCAGUGGUGGUAUCCGAAAGCUGGUAGGACAGGCUCAGUACGAGAGCACCUCCAAGCUGGUAGCAGAAGUGCGGAGGCAGCCAAGAGGCCGUGGUGAGCACAGAAGACACACCAUCACCAACGGGGUGGACUACAGCAUGGUAAGAGAGCCCUUUCUUUUCACGCAUUGGUUGGACGCAGAAGUAUGGUGGGAGGCACCAGCUGGGAAACCCCCAAGGAAAGAAGGCUCAGGGCCUGGAGGUUGUGGGUGGGACAAUGACGAGUGGUCACAGGGACAGGAAGAAGGAGACUGGGUGUUGGAAGCUGAAGAGGUAGCAGGGUUUAGUGAGCAAGGUGAGUCUGUGGCAGAAGGAAGUCUAGAAGCAGAGGCUGGAGAGGAGGGAAGCCAAGAAACCAGGUGGGUGAAGAAGCCAGGGGGUCUCCCCCUCCUGCUGUGACAAGCUCCCCUCCCCUCUGGUCUCCUAGACCCAGAGGAGACAUGAAAAGGGCAGAGCAGAGGUUGGCUGCACACAGGUGCAAUCUCAGAUUGCUGGGGGGAAGCCCCUGAGAGGAGGGGACUCAGAAGGCUGUGGGAAGGGAGGGAUUUUCAGACAUGGCACCUGAUCCAGGGGGCAGGACCUACAGGGGAUGAGAUGCUCUGCUUGUUAGACCUGACACUCUGCCAUGUCUGUGAAGGUUGUGUUUUUGGCAACUCCAGUUUGCAUGAUGUGAUUACUGCCGGCUCGCUCUUGUCACCUGGAGGAGCUCUGAAAACGCUGGAAGCAGUGACUUACUGGAUGGGGGCCAGUACAUUGAGACUGAAUCCUGAUAAGAUGGAAGUGCUGUAGGUGGGAGGUUCCUAUGUCCUGACAUUAGGCGCAUGGCCUGUUCUGGGAAGGGUUGCAGCACCCUGGAAGAACACAUUCACAAUCUGAGAAUGCUUUUGGAUUCCAUCUUGUCCCUUGAGUCUCAAGUGGUAUCUUUGACUAGGAGUGCUUGUGCCUGGCUUAGGCUGACUUGCAGCUGUGGCUGUUCCUGGGAUGGGAUAGCCUGACCGCUUCUGUCUGGACUACUGCACUGUGCUGUAUGCUGGGCUGCCUUUGAAGACAGUCCAGAGGCUGCAGCUUGUGCAAAAUGCAGUUGCUAGGCUGGUAAGUUGGACCGCCUGAUGGCGCUGUGCGUAACUGGUCCUCAAAGUACUGUGUUUGCUUCCAGUGAGCUACCAGACCCAAUUCAAAAUUUAGUGCAAGCAUAUAAAGUCCUAAAUGGCUUGAGGCCUGGUUUUUAUCUUACUACUGACUUCAAUUAGAGAUAGCUGUGCUGACUGGCGAGAACGAAAUCUACUGCAGAAAGAUAAUGAGGCUGCUGGCUGAGAAAGGUUCCCCCUCCCCGCCACCCCAACCUUUUGGCCUAAAGCCUUGUCCUUCUCACUGGUAUGCUGAGCCCCCUGGUCAACAAACCUCAUGGCAGCCUCAGAUCUGUGGAACUCUCUUCCACUGGAGAAUUGUCAGAACCCGGACUUUGAAUUAAGGAUUAGUUUGGGGCUGACAUAUAAACUGGAGUAGGAGAUAAUCUCAGUUAUAGGGUUUUCUGUUCAAAUUUCUCUCUGUUUCUCUCUUUGCUCUCUAGUUGAAUACAUGUGUGGAUUUUAAAAGGGGGCAAUGUUGACCUCAUGAGGAGGGCUGGGAAUGAAAAUAAGACUGGAGACCUGUCUUUGCCCCAGAAUCUGAAGGGGGUUCCCUCUCACCCCUCCUCCAUCAAAUCGCCCCAUCUGGAGAGCGCCUCCUGCGUGUUUAAUGGCUGUCUGUUUGCUUUCAAGGAGCAGGAGGCUUACAUACACAUCCCUUGCUCUGAUCCGCAUUGAUCUCCCUCGUGGGGUCCCUCAUAGCUCAUUGCAGCUAGGCUGAUUGGGUGAGGGGGGGGGAGAGACAGCUUCGCUCGCUGGCUUGUUUAGGUGGCUGGUUCUCCUUCCCUGCCCCCAUCUUCUCUUCCCUUCCACCCCCCCGGGGAACCUUCGAUCAGCUGCAGGCUCGAUGCUCCCUUGCCAGCUUUGGGGAUGCUGGCCUUUUCUACCCCCCUCCCCCCGUCGCCAUGGCAAUCACCCCCACCUCCACCCGAGGAGGCCAUUCCGCUGCCGGUGGCUGACCAAGCUGGAUGAGGGCUCUGGCUGCGUACAGCACCCUCGUUGUGCCUCUGGCCAGCAGCCUCCACAGUCCCAAAGCUCUGGACUUUUUCCUGUGGGUAUGUCCUACCUCACAUGGGCUUGGGAAGGCGGGUGCUUCACCCUAGGUGCAUGCAAAUCAUUUGAAAAUAAUUGCAUGCCUUGAGGGUUUUCUGGUAUCGGUUCUGGAUUUGGGGGACAGGAUGGCAGAAGGAGGGAGGGAGGGGGUUUAUGGGUAAAGGAUCAGGAGCGCAGGAGGCUGCCUUAUUCUGAGUCAGGCUAUUGGUCCACCUACCUCAGUAUUACCUACACUGACUGGCAGCAGAUCUGAAACUGCAGUCUCUUGCAUGCAAGGCAGACACUCCACCCCCGAGCUAUGACCCUUUAUGAUCUGCAUUAUGCGAGUCGUGCACCAUUCAGGCACCCAGCUCCGGGUGCCCUUGCUGGCACCGACUUUCCAGGGUUCCUCUAAAAAUAAAGGCUGCUAGAUAUCAUGGUAUAUGCAUGCAUGUGAUGUGAGGGAACAGAGCAGCACAGUGUUCAGUGCAGUACUUCAUGGGGCGGGGGGAAGUCUGCUUUUUUGUUUUCAUUUAAAAACCAAGCUUGUAGUCCCCAUGUUUGUAAAUUUGUUUCAAGCUGAAUAUGUGGAAGGCAGGUGACAGUGAGUGGUGGGAGAAAAGCACUUUAGAGCAAGUUCGGAGGUAUGGUUUUCCUGCGCUAGACACAGGCUCUGCUCAACUUGAGUCUUUGGAACAUGAUUGGAAGUCAAGAAUAGGGGCUGUGAAAUGUGGAACCCGUGGCCCCACAGAGUUUUUAGCUGAAAAAGAUGGGACUUGGAGUGGCGGCUGCUGUUUGUGUGUUGUUGCGUUUCUCUUUCCCCCCAGAAUGGAAACUCAACGUGGAAAACAAAAUAUGAAAAGGCUAGGGAUCACUGUGGGGUGAUUGCUGGUGCAGGAAAAUCCCCCAGAAGUAACAAACUAGGACCUGUUACCAAGUUCUGAGAUGUGUGGCUCAGAGUCCACCUCUGAAAUUAUUCUGGAACGGGAAUAAGAGGGGAGAGAGAAAUCGGAAAUGAACCCCUUUUAAUUAAUUUUAAUUUUAAUGUAUUUAUAUCCCAACUUUUUUUCCAAGGACUCAAGGCAGCAUGCAUGGACUAGGAUAAGCCACCUGAGAAACAGUUUCUAUCCAAAUGCGAUUUUGGUUUUAAACGCAGUGUAAGGGAUGCGAGUGGUGCUGUGGGUUAAACCACAGAGCCCAGGACUUGCCGAUCAGAAGGUUGGUGGUUUGAAUCCCCGUGAUGGGGUGAGCUCCCGUUGUUCGGUCCCUGCUCCUGCCAACCUAGCAGUUCCAAAGCACGUCAAACUGCAAGUAGAUAAAUAGGUACCGCUCCGGCGGGAAAGUAAACAGUGUUUCCGUGCGCUGCUCUGGUUCGCCAGAAGCGGCUUAGUCAUGCUAGCCACAUGACCCGGAAGCUGUACGCCGCCUCCCUCGGCCAGUAAAGCGAGAUGAGCGACGCAACCCCAGAGUCAUCCGCGACUGGACCUAAUGGUCAGGGGUCCCUUUACCUUUUAUGGUAGUCUCUGUGGGUGUAUUUAAUUAUGGGGUAUCAGAGUUUUUAGGGAGUUAACCAGGCUGGGAUAGGAGGCUUGUUGGUUUUUGAAAGUCUGAUGUAGAUUUUUUCAAUUUCGUUGUUCUGUAUGGGACAAUGACAAUAAAGAUUAUUGUAUCGUAUUGUGGUUCCUCCCAUUUAAUGUAAUCCCCGUGACAAGCCUGUGAGGUAGGUUAGGCUGAGAGGCAGUGACGGGCCAAAGGUCACACCCAGUAGGGACUAUGUACAAGAUGUUUCCUCCCCCCUCCCCCCGCUGGUCCUAUUGUGGUGGCCUUUUUUGUGAGCAAGGACUCACGGACUGUGCCUGGGGUUUGUUUCUUGGCAGCUUAAGCAGCUGAAGGAGCUGGAGAAGGAGAAGGACUUACUGCUGCAAGGGUUGGAGUUGGUGGAGAAGGUGCGCGAGUGGUACCACCAGCAGAUCCAUGCUCUCCAGGAACGCCAGAAGCAGCUGGGCAGCGGCAGAGUUCACAUUGUGAGUAACAGGUUGCCGCUGGUUGUUUUUGUUUUUCUAAGCGAGUUUCCUCGCUUGCUGUCCAAGGAAGGAGAGCACAACCUCCAGACCAUGUGGAACAGUCACACAGCUCUUACUGUCAGAAAAUUCUUCCUGAUGUAUCCUCUCUUGCAUUUCUCUUUGUGGCUUAGGGCCCUCGUAUCUACGAGACCGCCUCUCCUGGUCUGCCCCGCAGAGGACCUUAAGGUCCAUGAAUAACCAUAGUUUAGAGGUCCCGGGCCCUAAGGAAGUCAGAAUAUCCUCCACCAGGGCCAGGGCCUUCUCAGUGAUGGCUCUGACCUGGUGGAAUGCUCUGUCCCAAGAGGCCAGGGCCCUGCAGGAUUUAACCUCCUUCCAUCGGGCCUGUAAGACAGAGCUAUUCUGCCUGGCCUUCAAUUUGAAUUAAGCCUGAUCUUUUAUUUCUCUUCUCUUCCCUCCCCCUCCCCUUUUAUGAAGAUCACCCGCUCUGGGACCCCACAGCUAAUUCUCCCCUGGCCUCCUCGCUGGCCCAAGUAGGACCAAUUCAGCCAGCUAGCUCUGGGGAUUAUCUAAUUGAUUUUUGAAUUUUAUUGUUAUUUAUGUUUUUAUACUGUAUUUUAUGUAUUUUAUGCUGCUUUUAUAAUUAAGCGUUUUAAAUUUGUUGUUAGCCGCCCUGAGCCCAGUUUUCUGAACUGGAAAGGGCAGGGUAUAAAUAAAAAAUUAUUAUUAUUAUUAUUAAUAUUAUUAUUAUUAUUAUUAUUAUUUGCUAUCUGGGGCUGCUGGCUUCUGGCAUGAAGGAGCUAUGGUGGAGUGCUCCUGUGGAUUGACAGCUGGCCUGGCUGCUCUCUUAUAUUGCUUUCUCCCCCCCCCAUCCCCCCCCGGCUUUGUCUCACACAGGACUUGUUCGCAGAGGGCACUCUGAGCCACCAUCUCCUGCUCAAACUGCAAGCGCUGAAUCACUACCUCAGUGAGCUAUUGUCUCUCUCAGCAAAGGUGAGAGCUUCGGUACCGACAAGGGCCAAGGAAGUGGGAGUGGUGGGAGUUGUUAGAUCCUGAGUGGGCUAGCAGAGGCUACUAGCCAUGAGGGCUAUACUCUGCCUUCAUACUCAGAGGCCGCAAUUUUUCUGAACACCAGAAGCUGCAGGAGAGGAGAAGCUCUUGUGCUCAGGUCCUCCUUGCAGGUUUCCCAUGGGGGGGGGCAUCUGGUUGGCCACUGUGAGAACAGGGUGCUGGACCAGAUGGGCCAUUGGCCUGACCCAGCAGGGCUCUUUAAUUAAUUAAUAUCAUUUAUUAGGCAUAGCAAACCACACAUUAUCAAACAGACACCGUAUACAAAUUGUGUAAAAUACAAGCUCAACAAAACAAGGUUUAUCCCAGCCAGAUCUUUAACUCCAGAGAGAAUCAUUUCACAAAUAAUACAAUACAACGCUAACACAUCACCGAUCAAUUAAGAACCACUAAAUCUCUUUAUAAUGGCCCAGUCUUUCUACAUGGACAGCACUCAGAAAUCCAGCCACUACUAAAGUAAUUUGAUCAUUCCUGUCCGAGAGCAGGUCCUGAACCACUGGUGGUAUACAGGUGAAACUCAAAAAAAUGGAAAAUCGUGGAAAAGUUCCUUUCUUUCACUAAUUCUGCUUCAAAGGUGAAAGUAAUAUAUGAGAUAGACUCAUGACAUGCAAAGCAAGAUAUGUCAAGCGAGGGUAAAUGACCCUCUAUAUUUGGGUAUUUGUAAUUCUGACAAAUAAUUUGCUGGGGUAAAUCCUCUCCCAUUAACUUUUAUUGCUGGGUGUUUAUUCAUCUCGCUCACAUGGCAUUGCAGUUCCACAUCCCAAAUUCAUUGGCGGAUUAAUGCUCUAGCAAACAUCACUGGGGGCAUUCAGAGUGCUCGCCACCGGGUGACAACAAAGGAGAGGGCCUUUUCUGUUGUGGGAACCCUCAAUCUGGACCCAAGCAUAAGAGCAACCUCUGGGCCCUGUGGCUUCCAGUGACUGUGGAAUCAGAGCAUAGCUGCUGUGGUUAGUAGCCAUCAAUAGCUCAAUCUCAUCCAUUCAUUUGUCCAAUCCUCUUUUAAAGCAAUCUAGGUUGGUAGCCAUCACUGCCUUUUGUGGGAGGGAGUUCCACAGUUUAACUGUGCUCUGUGUUAGUUAGUUAGCUAUGUGUUAGUUAGACACGGGUGGCGCAGUGGUCUAAACCACGGAGCCUAGGGUUUGCUGAUCAGAAGGUUGGCGGUUUGAAUCCCUGCGACGGGGUGAGCUUCCGUUGCUCAGUCCCUGCUCCUGCCCACCUGGCAGUUCGAAAGCACAUCCAAGUGCAAGUAGAUAAAUAGGUACCGCUCCGGCGGGAAGGUAAACGGCGUUUCCGUGUGCUGCUCUGGUUCGCCAGAAGCGGCUUAGUCAUGCUGGCCACAUGACCCGGAAGCUGUACGCCGGCUCCCUCGGCCAAUAAAGCAAGAUGAGCGCCGCAACCCCAGAGUCGGUCACGACUGGACCUAAUGGUCAGGAGUCCUUUGGUCAGGUGUUAGUCAUAGAAUUGUAGAGUUGGAAGGGACCCAAGAGGACAUGUAGUCCAACCCUCCGCAAUGCAGGAAUCACAGCUAAAUAAUCCCUGACAGGUCGAGGAGUCACCGAAAGACUUUCUCGUGUGUGAGAAUGAGGGAUGACGUUCAUUAAGAAGAUGGUGGUGGUUUGUCUUUUUGAGAGAGAGUGUGAAGCACGUGCAGCCCUGGAACAAACCGUUUUUCUUUGUCUCUAGCCACUGAACCCCAGUUCUGCAAUGGGGCAUGCUCCACCCUCUGCGCUCACAACCUCCCCUCCUCUCGUCGGACCUCAGCAGGCCUUCAACAUGUUGAAGGAGCAGAACCGUCUGCUCACCAUGGUGAGUCUUCUAUUAAGUGCCAGUCCGUUUGAGUCACUGCCAGCCCACCUGUCCCCAGCCAUGUUUUUUUCCCCUUCAAAAAUUUUUAUUCAUUUUAUAACACAAAUAAACAACACAAACAGAAAAACAAUCAAUACAAACAAAUUCUUGUCUUAUCCUUAUUUUUUCUAAACGUUGUUAGGUGACCUUCCCCAAGUCCCCCUAUCUGAUUUUCAUUUUACCUCAUCUUUAGCAGUUUACCUAUAUCAUAAUUUUUAACCAUUUUUUAUCACACUUACUUUUACCAUAAAAAUCUUCAAAUUUUAUCCCUUACAUAUAACACUAUUUUCAAAUACACUAUCUUCUACUAACCCUACAGCCUAUAUCAACUUCCAAAGCUAUUCUAUGAUUUAAAUAUUAACAUAUUUUUUCAACUUUAAACUUCUUCCAAUCUUCUUCCACUGUCUCUUCUCUCUGGUCUCGGAGUCUCCCAGUCAGUUCGGCAAGUUCCAUCAUCUUCAUUUGCCAUUCUUUGAUAGUUGGUAAAUCUUGUUUCUUCCAAUUCUUCGCUAGUAAUAUUCUCAUAGCUGUUGUGACAUGCAGAAAAAAAGUAACAUCCUUUUGGGGGAUUUCACCCCCCACUAUACCAAGUAAAAAGGCUUCUGGUUUCUUAAUAAAUGUGUUUUUCAAGAAGUCUUUUACCUUGGGGCACGUCCACCACAUGUGGUAAAAGGUUCCUUCUUUUUCCUUACAUUUCCAGCAUUUAUUAUCAUCAGUAUGAUACAUUUUUGCCAACUUCGCUGGUGUUAAGUACCAUCUAUACAUCAUUUUCAUCAAUUUUUUUCUUAAUACACUACAUGCUGUGAAUUUAAUUCCUUUCCCCCACAAUUUCUCCCAGUCCACCAUCGUAAUAUUGUGCCCCACAUCCCUGGCCCAUUCAGUUAUUACAGAUUUCACCUGUCCCCAGCCAUGUGGUGGUCUUAACUCUGCCUUUACCCCGCAGGAGGUGACAGACAAAAGCGAGCGGAUCACCCAGCUGGAGCUAGAGAAGUCUGCUCUGAUCAAGCAGCUGUUUGAAGCACGUGCCCACAGCCACCACGAAAGCAACCUGCUGGACUCCACCUUCAUCUAA